Spodoptera litura is the source of this 1740-nucleotide messenger RNA. RefSeq names its product protein I'm not dead yet. Lineage: Eukaryota; Metazoa; Arthropoda; Insecta; Lepidoptera; Noctuidae. Gene Ontology annotation, biological process: succinate transport; citrate transport; transmembrane transport. The record is from RefSeq and is a predicted model, not a curated record. Gene Ontology annotation, cellular component: plasma membrane. Gene Ontology annotation, molecular function: succinate transmembrane transporter activity; citrate transmembrane transporter activity.
AUGGAGGACACUCAGGAAAGUGUUACCGAUCCUCAAACAGAAAAUCAACCUGAAGUUCUGAAUGAAGAUGAAAAAGUAUCGCGGAAAAGAAAACUAGUACUAUUUCUAAGUGUUCAUUGGCGCGGAAUAGUUUGUUUGGUCACUCCCUUGAUAUUUAUCGCCGUGCUUGCACCAUUUCCUCCAAAGAAGUAUCAAUGGUGUGCAUACACCCUUCUUAUAAUGGCUGUCUUCUGGGUGACUGAGUGCAUUCCGUUACCUAUAACAUCGUUUCUACCUAUAGUGAUAUUUCCCAUGACUGAUGUAAUGGACACACGUACGACAUGUCUGUGUUACAUGAAUGAUACCAUUCUUAUGUUUUACGGUAGCAUGGUGCUUGCAUAUGCCGUGGAGCAAUCAGGAUUGCAUAAAAGACUAGCACUCUAUGCGAUAAGACUGAUUGGUUACUCUCACUACAGGUUGUUGUUAGCAAUGUCACUUACAACAAUGUUCGUGUCAAUGUGGAUCACUAACACUGCCGCAACUACUAUGAUGGUGCCUAUAAUAUUCGCUUUGUUAAAAGUAUUUGAAGAUCUCGACUUGAUAUCUACUUUCGAGGAAGACAGUAAUGGUGACUUAACUGCUUCAGACAUAACGACUUGCUAUUUUUGUGGUGCUUCUUUUUCAGCCACUAUAGGUGGCAUUGGUACUCUGGUGGGCUCUGCAACUAAUUUAGUUUUCAAAGGACUAUAUGAAAGGGCGUUUCCAUCGGCACCGGAUUAUUUAUCAUUUCCCAAGUAUUCAGCAUUUUCAGUUCCAUUCAUGUUGGUAUUAGAAGCAGGAUUAUAUUUCACUAUGGUUGUGAAAUUUUUCGGAUUUUUAAGACCUAAAAGUGAGACUGCAAAACGAAUAAAAAUUCCUGAACAAGCAAUGCAAGCCGCUAAAGAUGCUGUUGAACAAAGCUGGAAAGAAAUCGGAAAAAUUACUUUUUGGGAAAUUAUGGUCCUAAUUUUAUUCAGUGGUGCAAUGCUUAUGUUUUUCUGUCGUUCACCACAAAUAUUUUACGGAUGGGGAGACGCAAUUAGUGACUACUUUAAACUAAAUGAUUAUAAAUAUGUACGAGAUUCAGCAGCUGCUUUACUAGUUGGUUUCUUAAUGCUCCUUUUGCCAUCUACUCUAGAGUUUUUUAAAAACUUCACCGCACCAAUUAACGAGUUGCCUAACAAACGAAUAACUUCAGUAUUAAGUUGGACAGUAAUGAAUGACAUAAUGCCUUAUAGUUUCAUGUUUCUCUUAGGAGGUGGUUUUGCACUCUCAACGGCUGCCAAGGCGGAAUAUUCAGAUUUGAAUGGACAAAUUGGGAAAUUACUUAAAACUCUUAGCAUCUUCCCAAAUUACUUUAUAAUAUUAUUAAUAAUCAUCUUUACAGUGUUUGUGACUAACUUUGCAUCAAAUGUGGCGGUUUGUAAUGUAGUUACGCCAAUAGUGAUGCAACUAGCUAAAGAAAUAAACAUUCACCCACUGUGGUACAAUGUGGCUUCUGGGGUUUCAUCAUCAUUCUGUUUCUGCCUACCGGUGGGAACUCCAGGGAACCUAAUAAUACAGAGUUCUGCAAAAAUUCCUACAUUAAAAAUGAUGAAAGUUGGUUUUUGGCCAUCAGUUGUAACAAUACUAAUAACGUGGGGUAGCAUGUAUUUCUGGGCGCCGGUCAUGUGGCCAGAUUUAAUCAGCGAAUUACCCCAAGAUAAAUAUUAUAUACAAUGA